AAAAACAAAAAUGUCUUCUUUCUUGUUGCUCAGUUGAGCCAUACUCGCUUUCAAGUUUCGAAGCUUUUUGCCUUUUGAUUAGUACGCAAGAAAGGUUUGUGUUUCUCAAAUCAUAGAAAUCUUAUUUUAAUCAACCUCUAAAGAGCCUGAAAUAGCUCACGUUAAAACGAAUGUGGCGGGGACAAUUACAAUUUUCGAUGGAGUAAAUUUCCUCUCCUAAUUCUGUACAAAGAAAACAUUUAACCUGCAUAAUUUAAUGCUGGGGAGAUCAUAUGUAUUACGUCAUCGCAAUGGUCAGGUCACUUCCUGAAAUGUGUCAAAGUCAAAGUCUGAUGAUUUCUUGCUAACAUACCACGACAUGGUGAAGUCUGUCAAGCAUGAAAACAACUUUACGUACAAUAUCAACGUAUUCUUCGUUUCUUUAAAAGCARUUUGUUUGCAUUGAAGACUUAAAAACUGUUUGCAAACGACCUCCGAUGUAGAUAACCCAGAUUUGUGCGUGGAAAUUAUGUUGAAGAUGUUGCUAUGGUACAUCUGAAGGAUGUUGAUAGAACAAUUAGUUUUCCUCCUCCAAGUGUCAUUCUUCGUUGUARCAGGUUUGUUGCAGAUUCAAAUGAGACAAUAGGAMCAAGAUGCGUCGCCUCUUUUCCUGAAGUAUCUAUUAAUACCAAGAAUGCAUCUUGCCUUCCGUAUCAWUUCCCACAAACUGGAUACUGCAAAGACCGAAUUACAUGGAAAAUCUACGGUAGCGUUGAGCAGCAAAACUACAACGAAAGAGCGCUGGGCAUUUAUAUUGUCAUAAGGAAAGCUUUUAAUGACUCUUAUAAGUUUCGAGUUACAAAAUCAUGCGAGAAAUCCAUCAACGAAACUUACUGCAAAAAUCAAUUUCCUGCUUGCGACGAUACAACUGGAGCGCUUCAAAAACAGCCAAUAUGUAGAGAGACUUGUGAAGACCUAUAUAAGAGGUGCAACAGAGAGCUCAAGUUCAUACAGUCUUUUAAUGACAAACUGGUUGAGACAGGCAAACUGGAUCCACUCACGCUCAUAAAUUGCUCUUCACUACCGAUGAGAAAUGGCGGUGAAAGUCCCGAAUGUUACUAUAGUAGAACUUUGAAUGACGAAACUGAUAAACUCAAGUCUUCAGAUUGUUACUAUGGAAAUGGUCUUGGUUACCAAGGCAAUGCUAGUAUGACGCGUUCAGAUCACGUGUGUCAAGAGUGGUCUUCACAAUGUCCUCAUCGACACCAUCACCCAUUGAGUGAAUAUCCUGAACUUGUUAAUGCUUCCAACUGGUGCCGUAAUCCAGGAGGCCAGGCACCUAAUGGUCCUUGGUGCUACACCUUAAAUAAAACCAUACGCUGGGAGUACUGUGGAGUGAGAAAAUGUCCGCCACCAGCGCCAACACUAUCCCCUGUCAUAAUAAAGGCGGUACCUAUUGGUCCUUAUAAAAUAUUCCUGGCAUGGAAGCCAGUUCCUCUGCUAUUCGUCCACGGAACUCCUCAAGGAUUUAAGAUUCAAUACAUUGUAGUCGGUGAUGAUCGAUAUAAAACGAUAAAUACGACGAAUCCUAACUCAAAGGAUUUCGAGGUUCUUAACCUCCAGCCGUCAACCAAGUAUAAUUUAUCAGUUUUGGAGUUUAAUGAGCACGGCGAUGGACCUUGGAGCACUCCUGUCUAUGUACAAACUAUGCCAGAAAGUAAGUCGACAUGUACGCAAUCAACCAAUCAUCGUCCAAAAGACAAAC
This is a messenger RNA of Exaiptasia diaphana, 1744 nucleotides long. RefSeq names its product tyrosine-protein kinase transmembrane receptor Ror2. Lineage: Eukaryota; Metazoa; Cnidaria; Anthozoa; Actiniaria; Aiptasiidae. Gene Ontology annotation, molecular function: protein binding. The record is from RefSeq and is a predicted model, not a curated record.